CAUACAUACAACAGGUCCAUUGUGACAGUCUGCUGUUAGCCUUGUCACUCCAUCCAAUCCCUAUCUGAAGCCAUGGUUUUAGGGACGGCCGGAGUACUACAUUUCCCCCCAUUUGACGACCAAUGCGGGCCGGUACAACAAGUUCAUCGACUGGCUACAGAGUCUCGUCUACUGCCAAUACCCGUGCCUCAGAUAUGCAAAUAGCGUCUCAUACAUGGCUUUUGCAGCGCUCUCGGCGACAAGAUACACAUCAGCCAACUUCUUGUCUCUCUCCUCUGGGGAAAUGGCCUCGUGUCUGGAGUGAACCUAGCCGUCGGAUCCCGAAUAUGAUCACCUGGAGGAGCAGUCGGACUAUCUGUCAGGCAACAUUGUUUCAGACGUUGGCCUUGGUCGCUCACGAACAUACUAACGGCCACAAGCCACGCUCACUGCGUACUCGAGUUACAUCAAGCCCCUCCACCCCUCGUUUCCUCCUUCUGAGCGACUGUCGACUUUACCCCGCCAAACCGUCAAACCACCAAGACAACUUCCCUACCCCUCCGUACUCUCUUCAUCGUGUUCCUGUGUCGCGACCGGGGCCAUGCCGUCGGAUGGGAUCCUCACAGCAGUCGUUCGUUUUCCUGCCCAUCCGUUGGUUUCCCCGUGCGAUGCCGGUCAGGUCGCGUCACACCAACCGCACAGUACAUACGCAACGUCCCUUUCCCGUGGGGGAUCCUCUAUGUACAUUGGGGCACCAUUGACAAUGCAGCUUGAGGGGAGUGUAAGCCGGGGCAGCCGCACACGAGAUGCAAAUCCCAGACCGCCGAAAGGAUAUUGUAACCACCCAUCUCCGUGGCGGUGAGCUUACGAGAUGCUGCUGGUGGUGUUCUAACUGCAUACCUUCUCUCUAGGGUUCUUGACGACUUGGGAAGACGGCUGUGCCAGCGUUUGCUCCCAGCACUUCGUGUUCCCACGAU
Molecule: messenger RNA, 956 nt
Organism: Neurospora tetraspora
Lineage: Eukaryota; Fungi; Ascomycota; Sordariomycetes; Sordariales; Sordariaceae
Exons: 1
Coding region: 123-740 (205 amino acids)
Source: RefSeq, a predicted model, not a curated record